AUGCCAAGAAAUUAUUCCAUUAUCUUGAUUGCAAAGUCAACCUGUCCUAUGCUUUCAUCACCUAUUACUUCGCAUUCAGAUCUCAUAUUGAGUUUUUCCUCUGUAGAAUCUCUUGUAAUAUUGAUUGCGUCUUUAGCAAAGUUCUCAAGCUUUACAGCUAAUCCUAUCUCAAACCCACUAUCUCUGAAAUCUUAUUUACCUAUCUUGAGAAAAGCCUAG
This is a messenger RNA of Funneliformis caledonium, 219 nucleotides long. The record is from the annotation of a GenBank genome assembly. NCBI's taxonomy places the organism in Eukaryota, Fungi, Glomeromycota, Glomeromycetes, Glomerales, Glomeraceae.